CUUUACUGCGUCCAUGCAUGUGGUGAAAACGCAUGGACAAAUAAUAACAAAUAUAUUGGGACAAAAUGCGUAUUGAAAAGUGUUACUUUUGUUCCGGACCCAUCUAUCCCGGGCAUGGGAUGAUGUUCGUUCGCAACGACUGCAAGGUCUUCCGGUUUUGUAAGUCAAAAUGUCAUAAAAACUUCAAGAAGAAGCGGAAUCCUAGAAAGACCAGAUGGACCAAAGCUUUCAGGAAAGCGUCUGGCAAGGAGUUAACAGUCGAUAACUCUUUGGAGUUUGAGAAACGCAGAAGUAUUCCAGUCAAAUACCAGAGGGAGCUCUGGAACAAGACAGUGGAAGCAAUGAAGAGAGUGGAAGAAAUAAAGCAGAAGCGACAGGCUCGGUUUAUCAUGAACAGACUGAAGAAGGGAAAAGAAUUGGAGAAGGAGGAGGCCAUCAGCGAAGUAAAGAAAAACAUUCACCUCAUCAGAGCACCAAAUGCUGGCAAACCCAAACAGCUGGAAGAGAAGAUGGUGCAGAAAUUACAAGAGGAUGUGGAAAUGCAAGACUAAUUGUGGAACUUUAAUGGUGGCGAUAAGAUUUUAUUUCAGUGGAGUUGUAAGGAGCGUUGCAUUUGUUUCACCAAGAGGGUUGCCUCCAUUCAAAACAUCAGCCCCAUUCAUCAGUGAAUCCAAACCUGGUUUUGCCUCUGACUCAGAGCUGAGGACAUUCAACAAUAUGUGUGACUUAGAAGCUAAUGUCACAUCAGCAUUGUUACUAAAGAAUUGUUUGGAAAUCUGCUGUGGUCUUCUCUUGUGCAGUUAAUUUCUCCUCUUUUAUGUAUUCAGUAGUACAUCACAAGUUUUGUAAAAUACCAAAAUAAAUACGUUGCUGUCCCUGAA
This is a messenger RNA of Chanos chanos (milkfish), 881 nucleotides long. RefSeq names its product ribosomal L24 domain containing 1 (gene rsl24d1). Gene Ontology annotation, cellular component: nucleolus. The record is from RefSeq and is a predicted model, not a curated record. The coding region runs from base 66 to 551 and encodes 161 amino acids. Gene Ontology annotation, biological process: ribosomal large subunit biogenesis. Gene Ontology annotation, molecular function: structural constituent of ribosome. NCBI's taxonomy places the organism in Eukaryota, Metazoa, Chordata, Actinopteri, Gonorynchiformes, Chanidae. The transcript has 6 exons.